Molecule: messenger RNA, 699 nt
Organism: Gadus morhua (Atlantic cod)
Lineage: Eukaryota; Metazoa; Chordata; Actinopteri; Gadiformes; Gadidae
Product: ovocleidin-17-like
Exons: 5
Coding region: 1-699 (232 amino acids)
Source: RefSeq, a predicted model, not a curated record
AUGGACAAUCCGUGGUGGAGGCUCCAGCUGGACGGUGUGUACAGGGUGUCCGUGAUCGAGAUCACUAAUAUGUACUCAACAAGGAAGUGGCUCGACGGCGUGGAAAUACACAUCGGCAAUUCACUGGUCAACAACGGCAACGACAACCCGAGGUGUGCCAUCAUCCACGAUGUCCCCGACGGCUUGACUCAGACUGUCCAUUGCUGGGGAAUGGAAGGAGUGUAUGUCAACUUCUACAAGCCCUUCAACACUACAUACUUGAUGUUGUGUGAGGUCAAAGUGUACGGAGAGUUGGCCCCCGCUCCCCCCUCCAUCAGCACUCCGGGGGUGGGGAUGAACGUCACCCUGGUGGGGAAGCGGCUGUGCUGGUCCGACGCCCUGUUCUACUGCAGAGACUAUCACUGGGACCUGCUGACUCUCAGGGGCCCGGCGGAGCAGGAGAUGGUUGACGAUCUGGUGGCUCGCGCCCCCUUCACACCAACCAGCCAUCUCUGGGUGGGCCUGCGCAGGUCUAUUCAAGGAAGCUCUUGGUUUUGGAUGUCGGGUGACCCAAUGGACUUCACCCAGUGGGACGAGGCCUCACAGGAGCCCAGCCCCUGUGGGGGCAUUUCCAGCACAGAACGUUCCACAUGGAGGCAACGCUUUUGUGGGGAACAUCUCAACUUCGUCUGUUUCACAGCGUUCCAGUGCACUCCGUGA